AUGGCGGGAGAGAGGCUUGUGGGUACAAUUGCAAAUGGUGGAUGUGAAGAUAUAAACAGGUUGCCGGUAUCACUCAGCUGCUGAAAGAAAUACCAUCACACAUUCUUCCCAAGACAAUUAACAGAUCUAGACCAAAGUCAGAAGUGACCCAGUGUUCACUGCGGGGAAUCACGUGAUCACAAAAGUACAUCGUACGCACAAAAUGGCUGAAAAAGCUCUCGCUUAAUGACGGAAAUCAAGAACUGAGAUAAGAUUGUACUAUACAAGGUCCAAGAAGACUUUACCAUGUAUGCCAACAGCAAAUCGAUUCCGGUAAUGUUCUCUCUACAUAUCGAUAAGCAAAUAGAUUAAGCACUCAAUAUGAAGUGGACAAAUCACACUGGAUUGCUUUUGAUUUUUUCAUAUUGAGAAAUAGACAACAGUGAAGGGAAUGAAACAAGCUUCAGUAAGGGCAAUUUUAUAACUGCACUACCAUGACCAUGAAUAUUUGUGCUUAGGUACAGCUGGCUUGGUUUGGAAAUGUCACCGGGCACGAAUCUCUGUGCAAGACUGUUAUCCAGGGCACGAUAUAGGGAGGUCGACGCCGAGACUGUCAGAAGAAAAGCUGGAUGGAUAAUAAAACAGUUACAAUGGAUAGCAAUGAGAAUGGUGCCAUAGCACCAGAGUUCCUCAACUUCAUUGAUCGGUUGGAGAUGAAAAUCACAAGUCCAGGCCGGGAGAUGAUUAGUCCAACCAAGUCCUCAAAGCAACGGUCCUUAUUUGGUGAAAAUGACAAAGAUCCUGUAAGCACUGUUAGUGAUAGUGGUCAGGACUCCUCAAACAAGAGUUCUGAAGGUCAUCUUGAUGAGGAAGCUCAAACAUUUGUUGAUCGUCAAGAGAGAUACACAGAAGCUGAAGAAACUGAUAAAAUACUUUCUGAAAAAACUACUGUUGAAAGAUUAUUUGAUUUCCUAGAACCAGAAAUGCAGUCGUUAGAUUUUGCUAACAAUAAUAAUGGUUUUGCUGAUGAUUAUGAUGAUGAAAAUGAUGUGGACAAUGAGUUUGGACCGAAUGAACAGCUAGUUGAGCUUAAGAUCACAGAGUGUGUCACUGGUGAUGUGUAUCUUGGAAAGGAAGUUGGUAAAGAUGGUUGUGAUGAAAAUAAUGAACAAGAAAGUAAAUCAUUUUCUUCCAAAAGUGAUUCAAUGAAUCUUUACUGGUAUAAAGACACACCAUCAUUAGAUCUAGCAGAAUUAGAAGCUUUCAAAUCAUCCCAAGCAGAGAGAGUUUCAACAGAAAUAACUACUAGCAAUUUGUAUUAUGCAGCAAAAAAUCAACAAGAUAUUAAGGAAUCUGCGGAAAAUAAAUAUGCUAGGGAUGUAAUCCAUCAGAAUAGAACAGCUGAAGAUUCCAAUAGGGAGAAAUGGUCUCCAGCUUUUGAAUCAGCAUCAAGUAGGAUUUUAAAUCUUGCCACAGAGUUGAAAUCAGAACCAAAAGCUAAAAGAGAUGAAAGUGAUGCUACAAGUCAAGUAGUCAUUGUGUUUGAAAAACAACAUCCAUGGGGUCUUGAAAGUGAUGAGAAACUAAAAUAUAAAAGAAGAGCUGAUGAACUAGAGGAUUUACCUGACCUGGAAGAUGUUAUUAUUUCUGAUGUUUAUGGCAAGAAUGUAGGCAGUGCUGAUGAAGCAUUAGGACUUGAUGGUGAUAGGAAAGUUAAGUCCGUUGUAAAAAUGUCUCAUCUAAAGUCUUUUAAGGACCUGGAAAACGAGAGUAAUGAAGAUGAAGAGGAUGCAGUAGGCUAUAUUGAGAUGAAGGAUAAACCAGGAGUGCAAGAAGCUGUAAGUGCCUCUGAAGUUAGAAAUGUUGAAAUGGUCCAAGCUGCAAAGACAGGUAUUGAGAUGGAGAAAGCUGAGGAAAUGUCUAUGUCCUUUUGUAACAAUUUGGAUAACAGAACUGUAAGUCCAAAAUCGAUGCAGAAGUUUUCAAGUCAACAAACAGUUGCUGAUGUUGUUGAAAGCGUAGAAAAACAGCCUGUUGAAACAAGUACUUCCGGGCAUAUUCAAGAACCAUUUGUUUAUGAUCCCUUUACUGUAAAAAGGACUUACAAAAGUUCAGUAAAGUCUGAAGAAAUGCUUCAAGGAAAAAAUGGAGUUUUUGUAGAAACUGAAACAUUUGUUGAUGAGUAUUUGGAUGACAAAUGCUACUCGCUUAUCCUCCAAGACAGUUGGCUGAGGUUACGUAACAAGAGGUUUGAAAUGCAAGUCAACGCUUCAUUUGGUUAUGGGAACAAUAGUACAAUGGAUGAGAUUUUGACCAAUGAAAAUGAUAUCAAAGAAAUGCUAAUGAACAUGUACUCCACAGAGCUGGAACAGAGAAGGAAAGUUUCCGAUAGUCAUGUUGAUGUUCUAAUAGAUUCAUUAGGACUGAUGGAGUUUGUUUCCAUAGUAACCACAAGAAAGAGGUACCAGGUGGGGAACUGCAUGGUUUUGCUGGAGGUGUCAGACAAGGGGCACAUGGUUGGAGAAAUUGAGAUCAUUGUUAACAGCCCAAGGGCGAUUCCAAAAGCACUUGACCAAAUGGAUGCAUUGGCUUCUGAGAUUGGUUUUCAGCCUCUACAGGGCAGAUAAGACAAAUGCUGAACAUGGAUUUCUAUAACAUCAUAUUGUGGACUUAGCAGAUUUCAUCUCACAGAGACCAAUAGGGAAGAACAUUGGCACAAUGGUCUGGACACCCAAUAGAACUGUCUCAGUUACUCCUGCAGAAUGCACAUUUUGAUGCCAGUUUUUUUAUUUUGUUUUGUUUUGUAACAAAACAUGUUUAGUUAAAGGACUUGUAUUUGUGCAGAUUAUUUUAAAUUCACACUAUGUUAACUAAUUGUGGUCGGUCUAUUGAACUUGCUACUUACUGGACAAAGUUAAAAGUGUCAUUGCUUAUACCUUUGUAUUGUUCAGUUUUAAUCCUUGUGCCAUGCAAAUUGUAAAUUGUGUUCUGUGUAGCAAUGUUAUGUUUGUAUUGUGAAGGCUUUCCAAUUGAGAAGACAAUGAUAUUGCGAUUUAGUUUCUAUCCCCCCCCCCACCCCCCAAAAAAAAGUAAUAAAAAAAAUGCAUAAAUAUAUUAAUUUUUACUAAUGUUUUCAUUAAAAUAAUACUUAAUGUAUUUAUCUUUGACAUACAACUGUCUACAGUAAUUUAGAAUAUUUUCAAAAUGAUAAGUAGUAUACAUUUAGUCAUUGUAAAUUAAUAUAAUAAAAUAGAAAUUAUUUCAUUAUGUAUACAAGACUUAUAAGAAACUUUAUGUAUGGAUGUAUUUUUAUUAGAAUUGUCACCUGUACACUAUUGAGAAUUGUAAUCAAUUACUUGUAGAGUGUGUAUCAAUGAAUACCCAUAGGCAUCAGCCACAUCAUGUCAAAAGAAUAAAGAAUAAACUGUCAAAACUAUCGUGUAAAAUGAAAUGCUCAAUGUUGUCAUUAGACAUUGAUCUGUUCAUGGUUUUUCUGUUAGUGGGUUUGCUGGUUUAUGAUUCCUUUUCUCUGUGAUCCAAUGUAGCCGCUAUUUACAGGUCCAUGUAAGCCUCGUUCUAUAAAGACUGGGCUUUAUUCAUGUUUCAUCCAUGAUUAGUCUGUGCAGUCUGCUUUUAUGGCAUAUUUUGUUUAAAGGGGGGGAAUAAUAUUUAAAAAUCCUGUUAAGGAGGAAAGUGUUGCCUCUGAUUAGCCUGUGAGGACUGCACAGGCUUAUCUAAAAUGACAGUUUACGCAAUUAAUUUAUAUAAGCCCUCUUUUCCAAGAACAAACUGAUGUAGUGUUAAAGAGUUUGGUAAACUGUCUGAUAAUUGAACAUUUUGAUAGGUGUCACUUUGCUUUGACAAAUUAACAAACAUUCUUGUUUGAUAAAACAACAACAGAAAAUUAAAUCUGUUUAAUGUUUGAAAAAAUAAAUUGAAUGUCUGCAAGUGUUGCUCAUGAAGUAGCCAUUCCAGAAUUUUGGGUACAAGUUGUAAUGCUUUGUCAACGUCCAUUAAACAUGUUUGUUAUUUCUAGAAAAUGACUCCAGAUUUGAUAUUGUACUGCAUUUCAAAACUUACGUAUAAUCUUAUAUUUGUAAAAGAAAACAUCAUCUAAUGCCAGUGUUUAUUUGAUCAAUGAAGCAUUUUUCAAUGCCUUGAAGUUUUGGGUGCACAAUAUUUUUUCCCAUCUAAACAUUGUCCACUAUCUUAUGCCAGUGUUUAUUUGAUCAAUGAAGCAUUUUUCAAUGUCUUGUAGUUUUGGGUGCAUAAUAUUUUUUCCCAUCUAAACAUUGUCCACUGUUUUCUCACAAAUGUUUUGCAUAAUGGAGAGAAGUGUAUGUAAAAGAUUGGUCUUGCGUGUUUUAGCCGUGAUUGCUGUUUGUAAUAUUGUAAUUGUCCAACCGAUCCUGCAGAUACAUUUUUAUUGUUAUACGCUUGAGGCAGAGAUGUAUGGACUUACCAGUUGUUACAUUAAAGUGUGCAAUAACUCCUGAUAUAUAACUUUUUGCUUGAAUAUAAAGUGAUUAUUGAUUUAUCAUUGUCUGGCUUUGGGAUGUUUUGAAUUAUUUUUUGAUUACAUGGUAUACAUUCGUGCUCUUAAGGAUACAAUAUGUUUCUGUUUUAUAGAAGGAGCCUAAAUAAUGAGAAACACUGGCAUCAGAUCAUGUUCACUCCUGUUGUCCCUUAUCACGCCAUUGGUUUGUUGUAAUUGCUGUUGUUGUUGUUGUUACUUGCAAACAUACUACCAGUGUUAAAAAAACUUUUACAAGUAAAGAAGAAUAUAAACUUGUAAAACAUUAGGAUUAUUCUCACAUAAAUUUAAUGACAUUAUUUGAAAUGAUAAAUUCCUGAAUUCAAUAUUUACUCCAAUAGCUGAAUUUCAAGGAGGUUUUUUAGGCUUCUAAUUUUAAUGGAUCUCUAAAAGGUCAUUCUUACAUAAAUUCACAUAAAAUGCAGUAUCUGAAUUUAAUUGAAAAAGUUCUAUAAGUCUUCACAUUUGCCUAGCCAAAAUUUAAAAAAUCAGGAUUUUUUUCCAUCGCAGGCAUUAUCUCUGUUUCUUGCAUUCUCUUGUAUGAGAGGUACAAAGGAGAGAAUUCUGACCUGCAGCAUUACUGAAGACUAGCCAUGGAUUUAAUGCAAUUUUACCUGCAGUGUAUCAAUAUAACUAAUGCCUUAAGUAUUUAUGGCAGUUAUUGUAUUGCUUUGUUGUUACCCUUCUUCUAAUGCUUUGAAUGAUAAAUUGUACACUAUUGUAUAGCUUUGUUAUGAUGAUUAGUGUAUUAUUGUACAAAUUCUGUUUUAGAUCUUGUUUAUAUCUGAUCUUAUUUGCUGCUUUCAUAAUAUUUUUUACUGUUUUUUAGGUUUUAAUACAUUUUUUGCUCAAUUUUGUUUCCUAGUUUUACUCCAUUGUCAAAAUGUAUUGUUAUUGGCUAUUACUGUUGUUAAAUAACUUGUUGGGAUUGCAAAGUUGCCUUUCAUUCAUUCGUCUUUCAUGCCAUUUAUCUGCUUUACAUGUAUGUUGUGAUCUGACGCAUGGCAAAUAUGUAUUUUAUUGUUGAGUAUUCAUCAGAAAUCUAUAUUACACAGAUGGCAUCACCUUGUAAGAAAAAACACACUGUUUUUGUAAUUAUUAAAUUGUAAUACCUUUAUUUGUUUUGUAACUUUUUUGCAUAUAUAUAUAUAUAUAUAUAUUAGUUAUUACAACUUGAAUAUAAUUCAUAAUCAGUUUAAAUUUUUAUUUGAAAUUGUUUACCCAGGAGUCAUAGAUCUGAAUGUACAGAUAUACAUCUUUUAUGUAUAUACAGUUACAUGUGUCUCAAAGUUUUGUUGCAUUUUGAUUCGUUUUUGUUUAAUUUAUCUAUAUAAAAAAUAAUCUAUCUUUUUGUUACAUGGAUAUAUUUGCUUUUAAGAGUUAAACUUGUUUUUAUUUCAACAUAUUAUUUUCUUUUAGACUCUGUUUGUCCAGUUUGAGGAAGUCCAUGUUUUUAAAUGUUUUAUUUUGCAUUCCAAAAGAAGUUUGUAUUGCCCCCACAAAUGUAUGUAAUGGGAUUUUUGUAAUCUGUUGUGUUUUACUUUAUAUGUUAUCUCUGUACCCAAUUAAUUGUUAUGAGACAAAUCCUUAUUAAAUGAAAUGCAUUUUGUCCAUUAACUUGUUCAGUUAUAUAAGCAAAUACCUGAAGAGUAAAAUUCAACACAUUAUUUUUUGAAUGUUGGGAAAAAAUAUAAUGCAAUCUAUAGUCAAUGACAUAAAACAAAUAUGCAUUAUUUUCAUCCAUAUUAUGGAUAAGUGUUCUUGAUUAAAUGUUUCCACUAGACAUACCAAUUUGAUAACAAGUAUUUGAUUUAGAAAAAAAGAAUUUCUUUGUUUUGCAUUUGCUUUUUGUUCUGUUAACAAUCCAGUUUUUUAUCGGCAAGUCUAAAAUUUUACUCACAAGGGGCGAGGAAAGAUUGAUUUUUGUCUUAGAACAUACUAGUAUUAAGAUAUUGAUUGAAAUAAAUUUACAAGCUAGAACUUACAAUUAGAUCUGUAACCAUGAUACAGAAAUGAUACACAUUUCUCAAUAAAGGAAAGGGUUUUCAAUGGUCAAUGAUAGAUAACAAAAUAUUUUAAGGGAUUUCUAAACUUUAAUAUCAGCUUUGAUCUGUACCUCUAAAUAUUUAGAAAGUAAAAUUUCCACUUGCAUUUGAUAGAGAUCAUUUUUAGCGAGGCUGUUUUCGGAGAAAACCCGAGCAUUUGUCAUAGCCAGCUUGUUGUCCGCCGUAGGCGUCGUGCUAAAACCUUAACAUUGGCCAUAACUUUUUAAAUAUUGAAGAUAGCACCUUGAUAUUUGGCAUUCAUGUGUAUCUCAUGGAGCUGCAUAUUUUGAGUGGUAAAAUUUCAAGGUGAACAUGAUCCUUCAAAAUCUAGGGUCGAAAAAUCAAAGUUAAGGGAAGUAAUAAGCUUAAAAUGGACAGUAAUUAAGAUAAUUAUACAUCUCAUAUUAUAUAUUUCCUUACCAAGAAUUGAAGUUCUUUUCACAGUUACUGUACAGAUUUAUUAUUUUGAUUAUUUAUAACCCUAAUGAUUGAUUUUUUUUUUCAUAUGAUAUAAUUAUAAUUUCUUUGAUGUUCAUUACAUACCUGUAGACUUAUGUCCAUAGAUACAUGAUCAACUCUGGUUAUGAUCUCUUUUAAAUCACAGGCCUUGGUUGUCAGUGAUGUCUCCCCCCCCCCCCCCCCCCCCCCCCCCCCCCCCCCCUCUCUCCGGUUGGAUUGGACAAAAUUCAAGGGAAGUAAUAACAUGUAAAGGGAGAUGAUUUCUAUACCUGCCAAAUGAUAAAUAGAAAUUUUAUUUCAAUGCGGCGCAUUAGGGGGCAUUGUGUUUCUGACAAACACAUCUCUUGUUGGGUCACUAGGUCAAAGGUCAAGGUCACUGUGACCUCUAAAAAAACAAAAAAACUUCUGACAAGCUUUCGCAGCCAAGCGCGGCACCCGUUAUGCGGUGCUCUUGUUAUUAUCAUUUAUUCCUUUAUUUAAGGUUAGUAACCAAUCACUAGAUAAUUAGACACAUAAUAAAACCGGGGAGAAUAAACAAAUUCCUAUAAAUAAAUUGGGUCACAACAUUGGAAUGGUCAAUUCAAAGAAUAGCAUUUGGUCAUGCAUUAAAUAUGAACUUGUGUUUUAAAAAUAAAUGAUUUCCUUUUUUUGUGAAAACCAAAUUUUUAUUUCCAAAAUAAAACAAUGUUUUGUCUUGUGAGUUUGCCCCAAUUAACCAUGACAAUUCGUCAUGCACACAGAAUUGUUACACUUAUUAAUAACACGGAGACCAAUUACUCAGUUAUACAUUCAGAGUAAAUUAGUUGACAAAUCAUACCUUAUGUAUUUGAUGUGUGAGUCUUGGGUUAGCUUACUCUUGUAUUUUAGCAUUCAGUAUUAAUCUGCACCAUGUAAGCUGCAUCGUGCGAAAAUGGGUCUAAUGCAAUUUGCGACCAUUGAAGCUUCAGACCAGUCUGCACAUCCGCACAGUCUGGUCUGGAACUACUGUGUCGGCCAAUAAGACCAAGAAACCUUGUGACUGACUUUAUAGCGGAGAGAGUAGCUUCUUACCAGACUGCUCAAUUUCACAUGGCACAAGACCCUUCUUCGCAAGACGCAGGUCAUAUUUUUUAUUUGCAAAAAUGCUUGUUCUAUAUGAUUGCUAUACAGGCUUGUGUAAUGCUUCUGAUAUUUAAAUAAAGGAAUAUUUUCCAA
Dreissena polymorpha is the source of this 8211-nucleotide messenger RNA. RefSeq lists its product as uncharacterized. Gene Ontology annotation, biological process: thiamine diphosphate metabolic process; dephosphorylation. Lineage: Eukaryota; Metazoa; Mollusca; Bivalvia; Myida; Dreissenidae. Bases 609 to 2606 code for a protein of 665 amino acids. The record is from RefSeq and is a predicted model, not a curated record. The transcript is spliced from 7 exons. Gene Ontology annotation, molecular function: thiamine triphosphate phosphatase activity; magnesium ion binding.